UGCCCUUGGAGGGGCAGGUGAUAGCUUGAUUGAGGAGGAGUAUACCGCUGCCCCAGGUUUGCCCCGCCCGGAGCCGUGCCCAUGGAGGAGACGGCAGAUUCGCUCGCUGCAUCCUCCUAUCGCCGCGCGCGGAAGCAACCUUCCCCUGCCGCGAUGCAGGAUCGCCAGGUGUUCGACCUAAUGCCACGGCGUCCACGGCCGGGACACCCAGCCCUCAUUUUUAUAUCUCCAAGUCCCAAGAGGGAGAGCGCUGCUUGUUUAUACGGAAAAGAAAUUGUAGCGCGCUCAUAAGCAGCAUCACCGAGCUUCGACCCUAGUGUCGCCUUAAGUUGUAGCUGUACCGAUGUGCAUCAGUUGGACUCUGCAGAAGUGGAAUUGUGCGCUAACUUAUUGGCGUCUCCUUCAAGUGGAGAACACAAACAGCUCCAUAUCAAAGAUGAGCUUCAGGUCUAUUGAGCAGUUACUUAGGAGGAACAGCAAGACCAAAAUUUCUCAGAGUAUUGCCACUGGGAUUCAUGACCAGAAAGAAGAGAAAUCUGUGCAAUCCUUGAGGGAGUCACUUCUUGCAAGCAACCAGCUCCCAGAGAAAUUUGAUGACUACCAUGUCUUACUACGCUUUUUGAGAAUGAGAGGAUUUGAUGUGUUAAAGGCAAAAGCAACUUUCUUGAAUAUGCUAAAAUGGCGUGAAGAUUUUGCUGUCGAUGCCAUUGCAAAGGAUUUUAAAGUUGAGGAGUAUGAUGCAUUAAAACGAUGCUAUCCUCAUGGAUUUCAUGGAGUUGACAAAUUUGGAAGGCCGUUAUACAUUGAAAGGAUUGGCCUGGUGGAUCUCAAUAAGCUCAUGCAAGUGAUGAGUAUUGAUCGAUAUGUAAAAUAUCAUAUAUCAGAACAAGAGAAAACUAUAUCGUUGAGAUAUCCUGCUUGCUCUCUUGCCGCAAAGAAGCACAUAUCCUCGACAACGGCAAUAUUAGACGUGAAAGGAUUGGGCAUGAACAACUUUUCAAAAGCUGCACGGGAGAUGUUCAUAGAAAUUCAGAAGAUCGACAGCAAUUACUAUCCAGAGACAUUAAACCAACUUUACAUAAUCAAUGCUGGUUCUGGAUUUAGAGCACUGUGGAAAGUUCUUAAAGCAUUUAUGGAGGCAAGGACUUUAGCAAAGAUUCAGGUUUUGGGGACCAAUUACCUUAGCACAAUACUACAAACUAUUGAGCCAAGCAAUUUACCCGAUUUUUUGGGUGGGACAUGUACUUGUUCUGCAACUGGAGGGUGCUUGCUCCAAGAUAAAGGGCCUUGGACUGACACAAGAAUUAUUCAUGCUUCUGAGGAGCCUUCAGCAAGACAUGUGGAUCCAACUUCUGGUAAGAAGCGUACUCUUGGAAUGCUGUUAGAGGAUAACAAGGUUCGUGAUGAGAUGAGUGAAAAUAUUCAGCAGAAUCCAGUCAAUGAGCAGAUAUUCGGGAAGAUACAGGAACUUGAAGAUUGUGCUGUUCAGACGAAGGAGGUCCUAGAGACGCUAAUAUGUAAGCAGAAAGAACUUGCAAUUCACAUUUUACAGCUGAGGAAACUCCUAGGGGAUGAGGCCCAUGCAGAGAAGAAACAAGAGUAAAAUACACCACUAGUCCAUGAACUUGGCAAAAAUGAACAUUUUAGUUCACGAACUCGAAAAAUGCACACUUAAAUCCCUAAAUUGGGACUAUUGUGUCACUUUAGUCCAAAAAUGGUUCAUUGAGGCUUAAAUAUGCCACGUGGCCGCCACGUCGGCUUCGUCCAGGACCGCGGACUGCUACUCAAUUUUCUCAGGAUUUUUUUUUUGCAAAAUCACCAUGCCCGAGCCGCUCGGGAGGGGCAAGGCGGCCCCGCCCAGAUGGGGAUCUUGGGGCCCUGAGAAUCACGCCGUUGCAGCCGCGGCCUCACCUAAGGUUGUUAUCAAGCCCGCAAUGCUCAAUUUUGACGAGAGGACGCCAUUGAAGGGGUCGCCGAAGCCGACUUGGUGUCCACGUGGCAUGAUUAAGCCUCGUCGAACCCUUUUUGGACUAAAGUGACACGGUAGUCCCAGUUUAGGGGUUUAAGUGUGUGUUUUAUGAGUUCGUGGACUAAAGUGUUCAUUUUUGCCGAGUUCGUGGACUAAUGCCGUAUUUUACUCAAGAAACAAAGUAUCCAAACCGAACAAAGUAUCCAAACCUUGGAGUGAAAAGGGAAAAAAUGACCUCACUGUAUUUUAGUAACCUCCCAUGCAUGCAGGAACCUAUCAGCUGCCCUGUAGGAACCUUACCAGGCAUGUAGCAAAUUCCUUAGCUCAUCCUGUUAAAUAUGAAAUUCAGUGUUUUUCUACCCACAAAAAAGAAAAUAAAAGAAUAAGUGUUUUUCUUGCAUAUAUGAUGACUACUGAUGUACCACGCCCUUAAAAGAAAAGAGCUGUAAUUUACCCUUCUCUAGUUAUCAUGAACAAAUUCCCAUAUUGAAUUUACCUUCUGUGUUACUUCUGGCAAA
Molecule: messenger RNA, 2487 nt
Organism: Brachypodium distachyon (stiff brome)
Lineage: Eukaryota; Viridiplantae; Streptophyta; Magnoliopsida; Poales; Poaceae
Product: phosphatidylinositol/phosphatidylcholine transfer protein SFH11
Exons: 13
Coding region: 344-1603 (419 amino acids)
Source: RefSeq, a predicted model, not a curated record